GCUGCUGAUAGAUACUUUCAUUCACUCGAAAGUAUGAUGUCUGAGAAAAAAAGUGUAUUUACAGACGUUUUGAUAAGCAUCUUGAACUUAAAACAGACGGUAAUACUAGUAUAUCAGAGCCUUAUCAACAAUAAAUAAGUAGUAUAAAUUAUAAUAUGUCAUAACGUACACUUCUUUGAAAUCAGAAUUUUUUGGAGCAUCAAAUUUCUUGGUAAUCAGUGAUAAAAAUGCUACAAAAAUCCACAACUAAUGCACAGCUACCGAUAAUAGCUCAUGUUCUCUAUGCCAAUCGUGCAAUUUAGUCCGCACUUAUUUUACGUGAAUGCUAGUGUUAUGUUAGGUGACUCGUAACGAAAGAAGAAGAAAAUGCCGUUUACGCAUUUUAUCAUUUUAAUUUCAUUGUUUUUAAGAAUAACUGGGAUUAUUCUUAAAGACGGCGGUUAUGAAGAUAUUUUUGUUUUAAUACAUGAGAGUAAUGAUGAAAGAGACGAAUUGUUACAAGCAAUUAAGAACGUGAUAACAAACGCCUCACAACUGUUGUUUAAAGCCACUCACAAUCAGAUCUACUUUAGAAAGAUAAAAAUAAUUAUACCAAAGACAUGGUCACGACAAUCAACGUACAAGCAGCUCCCCACACCUCCACUGAAAGACUCCUUUUUCUCAGUAGACAAAAAUGGCGACAAAGCACCGCAGGCUAAAGGACACUUCUUAUGUGGGAAGGCCGGCCAGUUUAUACAUUUAUCCGAUAAGUUUCUGAUGGCGAAAGGAAGAUCUGCUUGGGGCCUUCAUGGUAUGAUUGCAAGUUAACAAAAUAAUGCACUCAAGCUCCGGUAUAAUUCAACACGUUUUUAUAAUGGUGAAGUUGGAAGCCUAACAGCCUAGCAGCCUGAAGUUGGCAGCCUAGCAGCCUGGCAACCUAACAGCCUAAAGAAAACUAAGAAUAGUACAAACGUGAAAUCGUCGGAAAAACAUAAGUAGCACUUUUUUUUAGAUCAUUCCACG
This is a messenger RNA of Ruditapes philippinarum (Manila clam), 1002 nucleotides long. Its product is annotated as calcium-activated chloride channel regulator 1-like. The coding region runs from base 367 to 807 and encodes 146 amino acids. The record is from RefSeq and is a predicted model, not a curated record. NCBI's taxonomy places the organism in Eukaryota, Metazoa, Mollusca, Bivalvia, Venerida, Veneridae. The transcript is spliced from 2 exons.